Molecule: messenger RNA, 1861 nt
Organism: Rhizopus microsporus ATCC 52813
Lineage: Eukaryota; Fungi; Mucoromycota; Mucoromycetes; Mucorales; Rhizopodaceae
Product: DUF1771-domain-containing protein
Exons: 3
Coding region: 188-1861 (557 amino acids)
Molecular function (GO): ubiquitin binding; metal ion binding
Source: RefSeq, a predicted model, not a curated record
CUUAAAAAGGGGGGGAUAUUCUAUGCCGAAUGAAAAUCAUUGGGUAAAUAGAACUGUUCUUUUUAUCAACACGACCCAACAAAGAGCUUCAAUUUCUGUUGUCGUUAAUAUAAAAUCAAUCAAAGUCACGCAUAAGGAAAAAGAAACAAACAUUGAUUCCUGCGUUUCUUUUUUUUAAUUUUGCAGAAUGAAUGCACAAAGACCAUUAUCAGACACUUGCCAUUUUGAUCUAUCGGCUAAAAUAUUUGUACCUUCGAAAAAGCAGUUUGAUCCCUUUGAAGUGAAUGAAGCAAAUGAUGAUCCAGAUAUGGACGAGCUGAGUCAUCAUUAUUUGAAUAGCAAUUUAUUAGAUGAAGAUGAACCACCUGUGUCAACAACAACAACAACAACAGCAGCAACAACAAUACCAACAGCGACUAAAGGAGGAAAUAACUUAUUCAUGUGGCAACAAGAUGACUGGAAAGCAGCUCAAAAAGUAGAAGAUAUCUGGAAGCAGGAUAAACUAUCGUCUAGUGUGUGGGAUAGCUUUGAACCCUAUUCAAGAGGCAAUGAGCAAGAAUUUGAUCCUACACUUCAUUUCUAUCAUGGAGCACUUUAUGACGCAUCUACUAUUGAGGAUAUGAAUCUGCUCAAAGACAAUUGUCCUUCUGCUGAGGAAACACAAGUCGAAAAUGUAGGAGAAGAUAUGACUACACUUCAAAUGCUUCAGACGAUUUUUUCAGAUCUGAGUGAACAAAAACUGAUAGACACUUUAGAAAAAAAUGAUUAUGAUGUGGAUAGAACGAUUGAAGCCCUCUUGUCCAACACGACUAAUGUGAAACCUAGCAAUCAUGAUACCAAAAAGAGGCAAGUGUGUCGACACUUUCUGGCAGGCGAGUGUUAUCGAAAGGACUGUUGGUUUGUGCAUGAUCUACAGGAAAAGGUGUGCAAAUUCUGGUUACAAGGAGGUUGUUUGAAAGGCGAACUUUGUGAGUUUUCACACAAUAUUGACAUUCAAGAGGUUGUGGCGAAUAAGAUAAAUAGUAGCAAGCAAUCACAGGUAAAGAAUGAUCGUACGAACGUAUUAAAUCCAAAUGAUUAUCCUGCACUUGGCACAAGCGCCAAACCAACAUCUAUGAAAUCCCAGUCGGCUAAUGUUGUUGCAGAGGAAGAAUUUCCUUCGCUUGCUGCAGCAAACAAGAUCAAAAAGAGCGCACCACCACAAUCAGUGACGAAAGCGAUCAACUUUGCAGAAAUCGCCAAGAAAAAGGCAAAUACGCCAGCAGGGACGGUCAAAAAGAAGCAGGCAACGCCUCACCCUUAUCAAAAACUGAGUUUGCAGAAAUUAAAGCAACCCGUGCGUAUCCCAUGGCUUGAGACUGGCAGCUCACUUAAUUCGAUCUAUAUGAAAGAGAGAGAAAAAGCGAUUGAAUAUGGUACUUUACGAAACCGGUUGUUUGCUAAAGCAACAGAAUAUUACUUAAAAGGUGAUGGAGCAAGGGCAAGACUGUACUCGAUGGAGGCUAAACACUAUAAUAAGCUGAUGCAAGAAAUGCACACAGAAGCAAGUCGACGUAUCUUUGAGCAAAGAAGUAAACAUGAGGCAUUUAUUGAUUUGCAUGGUUUACAUCAAGACGAAGCUAUUGAUAUUAUCGAAGAACAACUUCAGACGAUGAGACAGAAUAACUAUACAGGUAUUGUUUAUAUCGUCACAGGCACUGGUCACCAUUCGGGAGCCAGUGGGCUAAGUAAAAAGAUGAGCAAGCUGAAACCCUAUGUGGAAGAAUACUUGAGGCAAGAAAACUAUCGCUUUGCUGAAACUAACAUGGUGGGUGAUACAAAGGGUGGGAUCUUUGCUGUGGAUCUCUCUUCAAAGAAAUAA